This is a messenger RNA of Trachemys scripta elegans, 1015 nucleotides long. Its product is annotated as phospholipid transfer protein C2CD2L-like. Gene Ontology annotation, cellular component: cytoplasmic side of apical plasma membrane. Gene Ontology annotation, biological process: positive regulation of insulin secretion involved in cellular response to glucose stimulus. The record is from RefSeq and is a predicted model, not a curated record. The transcript is spliced from 2 exons. Gene Ontology annotation, molecular function: phosphatidylinositol transfer activity; phosphatidylinositol binding. Lineage: Eukaryota; Metazoa; Chordata; Testudines; Emydidae. Bases 437 to 907 code for a protein of 156 amino acids.
GGAUUAGCUCUGCGCACGCAGCCCCGGUUGGUUUUUCCCCGGCACAAGCUCGGUUCCGCCUAGGUCGGAGAAGCAGCCCCGGGGAGAGUGCAGAUCCGGGGAGUCUAUGGAGCCGCGCAACAUCGGCUCGGCCAGCGUGGAACGCGGAACAGAUACAAUGUAGCGAGUGGAGGAGCUGGGGAGAGACCGGGAGCCACAACCCCCCGUAGCACAAGGGAGACCGGGAGCGUCCUUCCUUCCGCCCUUUUCCCGGGAAAUCAGUGUUUAUCCCUGGAGUAGCGACUGAGAUUUGGGCAGGCCCCGGCCUUUAAGAUGCUCCCGUACAACUGCCGGAGCUCGGGGUGAGGCCCUGGGCGGCUCCCCUCCCCCAAUCAUGCCUCCCGGACCCCCGUGAAACCCUUACUGGCCUCCCCGAAGUUGCUAAGCAGAGAGCACCAUGGAGCUGGAGCUGGGCUGGGCGGCACUGGUGCUGCUCUUCGCCGCCUCCCUGCUCACCGUCUCGGCCUGGCUGUUGCAGUAUUCCCGGGGCGUGUGGAGCGGCCGGGGAAAGCCGGAGACCUCGGGAGGAGCUCUAAGGGAAGCCGGCAUCUGGAAGUCCUUACUGAGGCUGCGGGUGGCCCGGGACGGAGCUCCCGAGGAGGCGGUAGCGGGGGCCAGAGGGCUCCUUGCUUCGCUCUUUGCCUUCAGAUCCUUCCGGGAGAACUGGCAGCGAGCUUGGGUGCGAGCUCUCAACGAGCAGGCCCGCAGGCACGGGAGUUCAGUCCAGAUCACGUUUGAAGAGAGUCCUCAGCUACCACCAGCGGUGAAUAUAAGUCACGUGACCUGCACAGACCAGGCAGACCACAGUAUGGUAAGGCACUGCCAUUCCGCAUUUUGCUGUGCUCUGUAUCUUUUCACUGAGUGCUAGUGUAUAUUCUACAAGGAUUAUCUUGGCCUUUAAGACUUGGAUAAUGGAGGGGGAGUGGGGCUGCAGGCCAGGGUUGAGAUGUCAGAGCUAUGAGGAGAGGGCCACUCA